Molecule: messenger RNA, 1458 nt
Organism: Pestalotiopsis fici W106-1
Lineage: Eukaryota; Fungi; Ascomycota; Sordariomycetes; Amphisphaeriales; Sporocadaceae
Product: Protein ssh-4
Exons: 3
Coding region: 1-1458 (485 amino acids)
Molecular function (GO): protein binding
Source: RefSeq, a predicted model, not a curated record
AUGUCGCUGAGUUCGCCCACCAUGAACGGCGUCAUCAUUGGUCUCCUCUCCUCCUUUGGGUCCGCCAUUCUGAUUGCCUUGAUCUUCCUGGUCAUCUACUUUUUCCGGUAUACAACCUCCGGUCGCAUCUUCCUCGAUCGCAUCGGACGUCCCGGUGAAUACGAUGACGAACAAGCAUUUGCGAGGGAGGAGGCGGAGGCCCUGGAGACGAUGGACGAUAUGCAGCGAACAGAAUAUCUGAGAGCAAAAGCCUUUAUUCAAUCAAACCCGCCAGAGUCGGUCCAAACCGAUAUUUCCUUAUCACAAUAUCUCGCCAUCCAGGAGAAGGGCGUGUCUGCGUGGGAGUUUGAGCCAGAAUUGGAAAUCGCAAACUGCUUUGUCGAAGGCAGGACCGAGGUUGAGUUCUUUGAUUCGGAAUGUACUGUGCAGAGCAAUUUGCCAGUGCCAAAGCAAAACGAGGUUUAUUACUGGGAGGCCAAGAUCUAUGACAAGCCCGAAAACACCUUGCUGAGCAUAGGCAUGGCGACAAAACCGUACCCGUUAUUCAGAUUACCCGGAUUUCACAAAUACUCGGUUGCAUACACUUCGACUGGUCACCGACGGUUCAACCAGCCGUUUAAUGCGACUCCGUAUGGACCAAGUAUUGUUCAGGGUGAUGUGAUUGGCAUUGGUUACCGACCCAGGACCGGCACUAUUUUCUUUACGCGCAACGGCAAGAAACUGGAAGACGUUGCACACGGCCUCAAGACGCCCAACUUCUUCCCAUCGAUUGGUGCAAACGGUCCUUGCAUUGUGCACGUCAAUUUUGGACAGGCUGGUUUUGUCUUUAUCGAGGCCAACGUCAAGAAAUGGGGUUUGGCUCCCAUGACUGGUAGUCUUGCACCACCGCCUCCUUAUGGUAGCGAGCAGGGCAGCAUUCUACUUGAAUCUGGUCGGAAGGAUGGAUACGUCGGAUCGCCGGCUAGAGGUCACAGCUACUCGCAAUCGGUACAGACUUUCAACCGAGGACCAACGCUGGACACGGGCCAUGCGAGAACGAGAAGUGGAAACUAUAGGAUAUUGCCACCGACUAGUCCAGGCCCUCAGCGAAGUCCCACGGAUAUUUCCCUGGCUCAACUGGUGCCCAACGACGAGGCUGGCGAAGGUAGUAGCAGCCAUGCCGCCAAUACGACUGAGGAGCACGUGAUUGAUGUCGUCGGCCUUGGACUUCAUGAGGCUGCCCACCCACCACCCGAAUACACCAGCCCGGAGUCAUCAGAUACUGAGGAAUCCCGGAGCAGCUCGGAGAGUGACCGAGCGCCGCUCAUCAGAACCACACGUAGCCGAGGAGCUUCAGCUGCAACAAUCAGACCAUCCAACUACAACCCACCGAUCCCAAGUUACAGCGAUGCCGUGCGUAUGGGAGCUGGCCGAGAUAGGAGUCGCAGCGACAUUACUACGGGCCGUGGACGGAAUUAA